UCUCGAGUAAGCACGACGGCCAACAAUCCUUUCCUGUAAAUACAUACAUACGUUAUUGUCAUCAAAGUGAGGUCGAUUAACUAAAACAAUGCCACGGCUUCCAAAAAUGUAAUGCUCGUCGUGGCAUUAAAGGCUAUAUGGAGAGUGCACAAGUGUUUAUAUGUCACAGUCAGAAGUGACCUAGUUUACAAAUGAAUUUUCGCUUCUGAAUUUUCUUUGGCUAUGACCCUGCAGUGAGUGUUCUUGAAGUCGGUGGUCUCCGUGAGACAGUAGCGAUACUGUCUCGAAAGUGAGUUCAUGGCUGUUUAUAGAAUGCGGAAGAAAGUAAACGAUACCGUUUAAUCUGUUUAGAACGAGAAUUUUUAUGAAAUAUGAAUGUCAUUGUGUUUUCUGCGAAUGAAACAAUUAGGUUACGUUGACAAGAAACACGGUCCUUUACAAGUACUAAACAGCAUUAUAGCAUUUUGUAUGUCUAUGGUAGGGGUUUUGAGAUGUUUUAUUUAUACAAAAUAACAAUGUGCGUGAAAGCGCACAACAUUGAUGUUUUAAACUUACACAUUUGUGAAUAAUCUUUAUAAAGAUUAGAUAAAAUCAAAAAAUCCAUAUGAAUCCGUGCAGUUAUCUAUAAAAUGUGUUACAGUUCAUUGAGAAACAGCAGUAGAUCAAGAUGAAAUAUGAUUGUUCGAACACUCAUGUGAUAAUAUUAAAUAACCACUACACAAUCCUAAUGAAUUAUCUCUUACAAAUUGGAUGUUACAUAUUUGUACAUACGAGGAGUGCAUGAAGCAAUUUGCUUACAUUUACAAAAUGCCGCAUAUAACACGAAAAUGGGAACUUUUCCCAGGCAGAAAUCGAUUUUGCUGUGAUGGCAGAGUAAUGAUGGCACCACAAACUGGAGUAUUUUAUGUGACUGUGUGCCUCAUUGCUGGAACAAGUGGAUUAUUUUUUGCUUUUGAUUGUCCAUUCUUAGCAGUUCAUAUAACACCUGCUAUACCAGUUAUUGGUGGUCUGUUAUUUAUUUUUGUAAUGUCUGCUUUGUUUAGAACAAGCUUUAGUGAUCCUGGAGUUAUUCCAAGAGCAACACUCGAUGAAGCUGCCUAUAUUGAAAAACAAAUUGAGGUACCAAACAAUGGUAAUUCUAAAAUGUACAGACCACCACCUCGAACAAAAGAAGUAUUAGUCAAAGGGCAACCAGUAAAGUUGAAAUAUUGUUUUACUUGUAAAAUAUUCAGACCACCAAGAGCUUCACAUUGCAGCUUAUGUGACAAUUGUGUAGAGAGGUUUGAUCAUCAUUGUCCAUGGGUGGGGAAUUGUGUUGGCAGAAGAAAUUACAGAUAUUUUUAUGCCUUUAUUGUGUCCUUGGCAUUUCUUUGUGUUUUUAUAUUUGUAUGUGCUGUUACACAUUUAGUAAUGCUCACAAAAGACGUUAGACCAUUUUUAGACGCAGUAAGGAUAUCUCCUGGAAGUGUUGUUGUAGCAGUUAUAUGUUUUUUCUCUGUAUGGAGUAUUCUCGGUCUUGCUGGUUUUCAUACAUAUUUAACUACUAGCAAUCAGACAACUAACGAGGAUAUAAAGGGGUCAUUUUCAAUUAAAACAGGACAAGAAAGUUUUAAUUUAUAUAGCCAAGGAAAUAUAUGUGGAAAUUGUUUUUAUGUAUUAUGUGGACCAGCACCACCUAGUUUAAUUGAUCGAAGAGGUAUAGUAACUCCCGAAUAUCGUGCAGAGCAAGAAAGAGUUGGUGGUGACAGUGUAAUUACUAAUAAUAAAACAUAUGGUACAGUGAAAAUCGUACAACCACAGUCUAAUGGUACAGCUGUUCAAACAAAUCCCAGCCCAGAUCUCACAGGUUCCAUGAACAAUCUUGUUUCUGGUCAGCAUUCACCACAAAUUGAAUCGAUAAACGGUAGUACUACAAACAGCGUGAGUCAACUUGUUACCAAUGAAGUACCACUAGCAUCACUUAAUAUAGCUCCAAUUGAUAUCGAUGAAAUCGCUCCGCUGCCUUCCCGUCAAAGUGUUGUGGUUUCAUCCACGUUAGAUACGUCCUCUAUACCUUCGGUAACUGUAACAACACCUUUGUCUGCAUCUAGACUUAGAUUGUUACAAGAUACUACCAUGAUAGAGUCUGCUUUAGACUUAGAUUCGCUGGAAGACGCAAGCGUCGGUAGAGGCAGUCAGGCAGGACUUAUAAAAAUGGGAGCAGUAUAAAUAACUGAAUCUAUUUUAUCUAGUUAGAUUUUAUCUAGUUAGAUUAUAGAUUAAGUUUUUAUCUAGUUGGAUCAUAGACUUUUAAAAUUUUCGACGCUUAUCGAAGAAUAGUGCAGGUCGAAGUUUACCUUUUUCAUAUUGUACCUGUACGUGUAUGUACAUUAAAUUUUACAAAUUUAAUAAUUAUUGUAUAGCUUACAAUAUGUAGAUGCACAAAAUCCAUGCAAGAGUAAAAGAGUAGAAUUAUUAUUUGGUUUAUGACGAAUUUAUUUAAAUUUUAAUUAAUUUAAUAAAGGGAUAGCUUCCUGAUGUAAUAUGUCUGUUUUUGAUCUGCACUAUUUAUUCAUUACAUUUAGCAUUGUUAACUUCAUUCCAGCCAUUUACAUCUUUCUUUUUUCAUUAUAUGAAAUUAGUAAAUGAAAAUAUUCCCUACCUACAAUAUAUGUAUAUCUAUAUAUAAAAUGUGGUGAUUUAACAUAUUAUGAUACUCUUACUGUUAUACAUAAGCAGAUGAUAUGUGAGUUAAGGAAAAUGUACUGCUUAAUUAUGUCUUAACAUAAAUUUAUAUCUAUUUUUCUGUUAAUAUAAACUCCAACUUCUUAUUUUUGUCAUGCACUGUAUUGGAGUAACAAAUUUCAUUUUUAACUGCAGUAAUAUGUACAUUUUGAAAUCUUCACCAAAUAAAAAUUUAUCAUUAAAUAUAGAAUUGAAAACAGUGAGAAAAAGUGUGGUAGUUAAUAUGUGUGCAAAUUGUAUUAUUAGAAAAUGUUUAUAUGCAUUUAAACGAAUACUACUAAAAAUCAGAAAAACUACAAUUCUUAAAAAUUUUAAUCUUAAUUUUAUUACAAACUAACUGCUACUAAAAGUAUAAAGUAUUAUUUAAUUUUACUUUUCUAUAUUGGUAAACUUUAUCAUAAUUAUCCCUUUUAUUCAAUUUGCUAUGUACAGUGUAAAGAGAAUUUUGUAAAUAUAGGAAUUUUCAAAUAUAUUAGCAUAGUUUUGCAAGCAUUUGAACAAUUUGUUAUAAAGCAAAGUGAAUUGUACCAAGCAUUUUCAAAAUAGGAAUAUCACUGCCUCAUUUAUAAAUAAUUUAUGCGUUGCCAUUGCAUGUCAUUAUUUAAUUUGAUGUAAUCAGAAAAUAGAAAUUAUUUAUACAAUGAAUUAAUGAAAAAAGAAACGAUUUUACUAGUUGUCAUUUUAUCUUAUACUGAUUGCCAUUAUAUUGAUUUUGAGAGUAUCUUUUUUGUACAUAUAUGCGUGUAUAAUAUCAUAUGUAUAUACUGUGUAGAUGUUAUUAUGAUAAGAUGAUGUACUAUAAGUUAAAAAUAUACCAGUAUGUUAUAUCAUAUUAAACCUACUUCAAAAUUCUUUAGCAGGUAUAAGAUGAUGAUGCACAUAGAUAAUGAUUAGUACUCCUCAAAGUGCAGAAAUUAAAUACUACAGAUAAUAGGUAAAAGUAUCUUUAUUCAGUUGUUUUACAUCAAUUGUAUGUAUAUCUUUACAAAAAUAUUUAAUUAUGACACAAAAUAUUGGAAUAAAAUUAUUGAUACAGUGUUA
This is a messenger RNA of Bombus huntii, 3765 nucleotides long. RefSeq names its product palmitoyltransferase app (gene app). The transcript has 9 exons. Gene Ontology annotation, biological process: peptidyl-L-cysteine S-palmitoylation; protein targeting to membrane. Gene Ontology annotation, cellular component: Golgi apparatus; endoplasmic reticulum. Gene Ontology annotation, molecular function: protein-cysteine S-palmitoyltransferase activity. NCBI's taxonomy places the organism in Eukaryota, Metazoa, Arthropoda, Insecta, Hymenoptera, Apidae. Bases 751 to 2208 code for a protein of 485 amino acids. The record is from RefSeq and is a predicted model, not a curated record.